Messenger RNA from Cimex lectularius (bed bug), 8231 nucleotides. Its product is annotated as putative aminopeptidase-2. Gene Ontology annotation, biological process: peptide catabolic process; proteolysis. NCBI's taxonomy places the organism in Eukaryota, Metazoa, Arthropoda, Insecta, Hemiptera, Cimicidae. The record is from RefSeq and is a predicted model, not a curated record. The coding region runs from base 41 to 7984 and encodes 2647 amino acids. Gene Ontology annotation, molecular function: metalloaminopeptidase activity; zinc ion binding; peptide binding. Gene Ontology annotation, cellular component: cytoplasm. The transcript is spliced from 41 exons.
AAAAGAUUUAUAUUACUGUCAAAACUCAAAAUAAUUUGGUAUGUCCACAAAUAAAAUGAAAACAAUAGUUAUACUGCUAAUAAUUGGGAUCAGUAGUGCCAAGAACAGUAGUGAUCAAAUUAAGUAUACAAAUACAGAAUAUUCUUUUUGGAAAUAUUGGAAACCAUCUUAUUACUUUCUUGAAAUUGCCACAAAUAUUGAAAAGGAAUCAUUCUCUGGAGAAGUUCGAAUAACUGGAACAAUUUUAGAGGACACGGACAAACUGGGACUUCAUAGCAAAGUGAACAUUUCAGAUGGAUUUUAUUCAAUUAAAGAAAAUUAUACACAAUUAGAUUUGAAUUUAGCAUCAGAAUAUUACACUUCUGGUGUUAUUGUUUUUAAGUUAAAUCAAAUUAUAAAGAAAGAUGUUGAAUUUAUGCUCACAUUAAAAUACUCUGGUCAGAUGCAAGAACUAAAAGGAUUGUACAUGUCUUUUUAUGAAUUCAAUGAUGAAAAAAGAAAAGUAAUUAGUACAGAAUUACAACCAAUGGGGGCCCGAUCAGUAUUUCCCUGUAUAGAUAUUCCUAGUUAUAAAGCAGUAUUUGAGAUUAAAUUGGGAAGGCCACAGUCCAUGAAGGCUCUGUCAAACAUGCCAAUUAGAAACACAUCAGCUCCAGACCAAAAAAUAAAUGGUCAGGUAUGGGACACAUUCUACCCAACUCCAAAAAUGUCCACUUAUGUAGUGGCGUUUGUUAUAUUUGAUGACCUGGCAAGCUCAGAACUUCCAAAAAACAAUACUAUUUGGUUUCCAGAAGCGAGUAGAGAACAUGUGCUUUUGCCAUCCGAUAUCAUGGUUGUUUUAGUAGAGGCAAUGGAAAAUUACACAGGGAUAGACUAUAAUUUACCAAAAAUGGAUCUUGUCCUGGUUCCCAGUAAAGAAGUUGUUGCAAUGGAAAGUUGGGGUCUCAUCACAUGGGGGCAUAGAUUUCUGUUUUUCAAAAGUGAAAUAUAUUCAUUUGAAGAUGAGCUAACAUUUGUUAGUUAUAUGGCACACGAAAUUGCACAUCAGUGGUUUGGAAACCUUGUAACAUGCAGAUAUUGGUGUUAUUUGUGGCUGAAUGAAGGCAUUACAUCAUACUUAAUGAAUCUGAUUGUGGACCAAUUAUUUCCAGAAUCAAAAGUAAUGGAAUUGUUUAUGUCAAUAAACAUAGAAAGAGGCAUAUUUGAGGAUUUCCACAUGCCAUUUUCUUUAGUAGAAAAAAAAUUCUGUCAGAAUGAGAUUUCAACAUUUACCACAUCUCUUAAAACAUAUUUAAAGGGUUGUGCUAUUACAAACAUGGUCGCGAACAUAAUAAUGAACAGUGAUUCAUUCAGACAAGGAUUGCAAACUUAUCUGAUGGAAAACCAGUUUGAUUCAGUCACAGAGAAAGAACUUUGGAGAGCAUUGCAGACCAAAAUAGACAAGUGUUCAAUUCCUGAAGGAGAAUCACUUGAGUCAUUGAUGCAUGGUUGGACUCACAAUUAUGGAUUUCCGCUGCUGACAGUCUACAGACAUAAAAACGGUUCUCUCACUGUCAAACAGGAGCCAUUUGAUAUUCAAAGACAAAAUAGAAGUGUUAAAAGCUAUUGGUGGAUUCCUGUAACAUACACAACAUCAAAAGAGAGAGAUUUUGACAAUGUUCAUCUAAAAGAGUGGGUUAGACCAACCAAUGAAGCACAACCAGUGGCACCAAUCAUAGCAGACGAUGAAUGGAUAAUUUUGAACCUUCAGAAAAUAGGCUAUUACAAGGUCAACUAUGAUCAAAGGACUUGGGAUCUGAUUGCUGCAGAUUUAUCAAAUGAUAACAUGGUCAAAAUUCACCCCCUGAACCGGGCUCAAAUAAUAAUUGAUUCUAUUUUCCUUGUUGAAGCACAACUUCUUAGUUAUUCAACAUUCUUAAAUCUUUCAAGAUACCUAAAAAAUGAGUCCUAUUAUGCUCCACUCUAUGAUGGUCUUUCAUUCAUUCUUGAGUUGGUUCGUUAUUCAAUGGGAACACCAGUUCACGACACCCUUAAAACAUACUACAAGUACAUUGUAUCUAAUGUGUACAAACGUGUUACAUCCAGAGGUUUCCAAGUCACUAAUUUAAUUAAUCGUGCUCUCAAAAUGAUGAUUCUUAAAUACGGCUGUUCAUUAGAUUUCCAGCACUGCAAGAAUCAAACUAUACAAAUUCUCGAUGAUAUCAUGAAUAAUAGGAUUGAUGAAAAUCAAUUAAAUUCUGAGUUGAGGAGUACUUUUUGGUGUACUGCAUCUAAAAUAGGAGAUGAGAAGGUGUUUAACUACAUUAAACAGAAAUAUAUCAAAGAGAAAAACUGGAAAUUAAAAGAAGAUUAUUUAAAUGGUCUGUUUUGUGUUAGAAACAAAGAGCUAUUUCAAAGCCUGUUGAAAGAUAUUUUAUAUAAAGCUGACUACUUGAAACAGGAAACCUUAAUUAGCUUACUAUCAAAUCUUGUUUCUUCAGAUAGUUCAUGUUAUACAAUUGACUAUUAUUCUGAAAAUUUUGAUUCUCUUAAUUUACAUUUUGGAAAUGAAUCAGUAAAGGAGCAGCUUACAGAAAUUGCUUCUAGCCAUACUGAGAAAAAGGAGUGUAUAGCCAAAUUGAAAGAGCUAUUGGAACAAAAAUCCAUUAAGGAGGUCAUUUUGGAAAGGUUUUGGGACAGAAAGUAUGUAGCUGAAAUUAUAUCCUGGUUUAAGAAUGCAGCCAUUGAUUUUGAAAUUAAAGAGGUCGAUACCGAUGUUAGCGAUACAAAUAUGUUUGUUGAGAACAAUAUAAAUUUCUUCAAAGUAAUGAAAAUAGUUACUCUGCUAAUAGGGAUUAGCAGUGCCAAGAGCAGUAGUGAUCAAAUUGAGGAUAAAAAUGUAGUAUACCCUUUUUGGAAAUAUUGGAAACCAUCCUAUUACUCGCUUGAAAUUGCUCCAAAUAUUGAAGAGGAAUCAUUCUCUGGAGAAGUUCGAAUAACUGGAACAACUUUAGAGGACACGGACAAACUUGGGCUUCAUAGCAAAGUGAACAUUUCAGAUGGAUUUUAUUCAAUUAAAGAAAAUUAUACACGAUUAGAUUUGAAUUUAGCAUCAGAAAAUUACACUUCUGGUGUUAUUGUUUUUAAGUUANUAGUGGCAUUUGUCAUAUAUGAUGACAUGUCCAAUAAAAAACUUAGAAAGAACAUUACAAUUUGGUAUCCAGAUGAGAGCAAAGAAAAAAUGCAGUUAGCUUUUGAUAAUAUGGGUGUUUUAUUAGAAGCAAUGGAAAAUUACACUGGAAUGGAUUAUCAUCUCCCAAAAAUGGAUCUUUUGGUGGUUCCCAGGAAAGUCGCUGUUGCUAUGGAAAGCUGGGGUCUCAUCACAUGGGGAUAUGAGCACCUAUUGGGAAAAAAUGAAAUAACCCAUUUUGAUGAGAUGGUAUUUGUUCAUUCAAUGGCACAUGAAAUUGCACAUCAAUGGUUCGGUAACUUGGUAACAUGUAGAUAUUGGUGUAACUUAUGGCUCAAUGAGGGCAUUGCAACAUAUUUAAUGUAUCUGAGUGUUGAUAAGGUAUAUCCAGAGUUAAAGGCUAAGGAUACGUUCCUGCCAUAUUUUACAGACAUAAUUAUGUCAGCGGAUUUCGUGACACCUUCUCCUUUGGUAGAACAAAAUUAUUGCAAGAAUGACAUUUCGCAGUAUCCUAUUACUCCAAUGCAAUAUUUUAAAGGUGCCACUAUUACAAACAUGGUCGCGAACAUAAUAAUGAACAGUGAUUCAUUCAGACAAGGAUUGCAAACUUAUCUGAUUGAAAACCAGUUUGAUUCAGUCACAGGGAAAGAACUUUGGAGAGCAUUGCAGACCAAAAUAGACAAGUGUUCAAUUCCUGAAGGAGAAUCACUUGAGUCAUUGAUGCAUGGUUGGACUCACAAUUAUGGAUUUCCACUGCUGACAGUCUACAGACAUAAAAAUGGUUCUCUCGCUGUUAAACAGGAGCCAUUUGAUAUUCAAAGACAAAAUAAAGAUGUUAAAAGCUAUUGGUGGAUUCCUGUAACAUACACAACAUCAAAAGAGAGAGAUUUUGACAAUGUUCAUCUCAAGGAGUGGCUUAGGCCAACCAAUGAAGCACAACCACUUGCUGUAAACAUAAAAGAUGAUGAAUGGAUAAUUUUGAAUCUUCAAAAUAUAGGCUAUUACAAAGUGAAUUAUGAUAAAAGGACUUGGGAGCUCAUUACUACACAUUUAAUGAGUGAUAACAUGGCUCAAAUCCAUCCUUUAAGCAGAGCUCAACUAAUUACUGAUGCAUUUUUCCUUGCCAAAACAGACAUCCUGAAUUACUCAACUUUUUUAAAUAUUUCAAGAUACCUCCAAAACGAAUUCCAUUACAUUCCUCUUGAAAUAGGUUUAAACACGACUGAGAGUCUAGUAUACUAUUCAGAGGACACACCAGUUUUUGACCCCCUCAUAGGAUACAUCAAAUACAUUGUAAAUAAUGUAUAUAAACAUUUUAUAUCCAGUGAUUUCAAAGUUACCAAUUUUACUAACCAUAAAGCCAAAAUGACGAUAAUUAAAUAUGGCUGUUUAUUAGAUUUCCAACACUGCAAGAAUCAAACCAAAGAACUUCUUGAUGAUAUCAUAAACAAUAAAAUUGAUGAAAAUCAGUUAAACUCUGAGUUGAGGUAUACUUUUUGGUGUACUGCGGCUAAAAUAGGAGAUGAAAAAGUGUUCAACCACAUUAAACAGAAAUACACUGAAGAGAAACAAUCAUCAAUAAAAGAUGAAUAUUUACAUGCUUUGUAUUGUGUUAAAAAUGAAACAGUAUUUAUUAGCUUCUUGAAAGAUAUUUUGGAUAAGGCAGACUAUUUAAAAGAAAAUAUAUGGACAGAUUUGCUUAUCGAUGUUGUUUUCUUGGACUCAUCAUGUCUUACAAUCGACUAUUUUUCAAAAAAUUUUAAUUUGCUUAGUUCGAGUCAUGGAGAUGUAUUAAUGGAGCAUCUUGAGACCCUUGUUAAUAAACAGGUGUUGAAGAAAAAAUGCAAAGAUAAAUUGAAAGAACUUUUGGUACAAAAAUCUAUCAAUCUUACUAUAUCUGAAAAACCUCUUUGGGAUGAAAAGUAUGUUGCUGAAAUUAGUUCCUGGUUUAAGAGUGAAGCCAUUAAUUUUGAAAUAAAAGAGGACAAUACCAAUAUUGGCGACACAAAUAUAUUUAUUAAGGAUAAUCUAAAUUUCUUCAAAGUAAUGAUAGUUAUACUGUUAAUUGGGAUAAGUAGUGCCAGUAGCAGUAGUGAUCAAAUUGAGGAUUCAAAUAUAGAAUAUCCAUUUUGGAAAUAUUGGAAACCAUCCUAUUACUCACUUGAAAUUGCCCCAAAUAUUGAAGAGGAAUCAUUCUUUGGAGAAGUUCGAAUAGCUGGAACAAUUUUAGAGGACACGGACAAACUUGGGCUUCACAGCAAAGUGAACAUUUCAGAUGGAUUUUAUUCAAUAAAUGAAAAUAAUGCUCAGUUAGAUUUGAAUUUAGCAACAGAAAAUGACACUUCUGGUAUUAUUGUUUUUAAAUUAGAUCAAAUUAUAAAGAAAGAUGUUGAAUUUGUACUCACAUUAAAAUACUCUGGUCAGAUGCAAGAACUAAAAGGAUUGUACAUGUCUUUUUAUGAAUUCAAUGAUGAAAAAAGAAAAGUAAUUAGUACAGAAUUACAACCAAUGGGGGCCCGAUCAGUAUUUCCCUGUAUAGAUAUUCCUAGUUAUAAAGCAGUAUUUGAGAUUAAAUUGGGAAGGCCACAGUCCAUGAAAGCUCUGUCAAACAUGCCAGUUAGAAGCACAUCUGCUCCAGAUCCAAAAAUAAACGGUCAAGUUUGGGACACAUUCUACCCAAGUCCAAAAAUGUCCACUUAUCUAGUGGUAUUUGUUAUAUUUGAUGACCUGGCCAGCAUAGAACUUCCAAAAAACACCACUAUUUGGUUUCCAGAGGAGAGCAAAGAUUAUAUGCUUUUGCCAUCUGAAAUUAUGACAGUUUUAAUGGAGGCGAUGGAAAAUUACACUCAAAUAGAUUAUCAUCUCCCAAAAAUGGAUCUUUUGGUGGUCCCCAGGAAAGACGCUGUUGCUAUGGAAAGCUGGGGUCUCAUCACAUGGAGUCAUAAAAACAUAUUUAUGAAAAGUGAAAUGUCUUAUUUUGAAGAAGAGUUAGAAUUUGUUCUUUCUAUGGCCCACGAACUCACACAUCAAUGGUUUGGCAACCUUGUAACCUGUAGUUACUGGUGUUAUUUUUGGCUUAAUGAGGGCAUUACAUCAUAUUUAAUGCAUUUAAUUGUAGACCAAGUGUUUCCAGAUUCAAAAGCUAUGGAAUUGUUCAUGUCACUAAACACAGAUAAUGUUGUUUCUCAAGAUUACUUUGAGCCUUUUUCUUUGGUUAGCAGUAAAUACUGCCUGAAUGACAUUUAUGAUUAUCCUUUAUCUUCUAACAUGUACUUUAAAGGUGCUGCUAUCACAAACAUGGUUGCAAAUGUCGUUAUGAACAGUGAUUCGUUCAGAGAAGGAUUGCAAACUUAUCUGAUAGAAAACCAGUUUGACUCUGUAACAGAGCAAGAACUUUGGGGAUCAUUGCAGGUGAAAAUAAACGAUAGAACAUUUCCUGAUGGAGAAUCCCUUGAGACAUUGAUGCACGGUUGGACUCAUAACAGUGGCUUUCCCCUGCUGACAGUCAAUAGACAUGAAAAUGGUACACUCACUGUGAAACAGGAGCCGUUUUAUAGCACAGAGCAAAAAGUUGAUUUUAAUAGCUACUGGUGGGUUCCUUUAUCGUACACAACAUCCAAAGAGAGAGAUUUUGAAAAUGUUCGUCUCAAAGAGUGGUUAAGGCCAACCAACGAAUCACAACCACUUACAAUAACUAUAACAGAUGAUGAGUGGAUCAUUUUAAAUCUUCAGAACAAAGGCUAUUACAAAGUCAAUUAUGAUGAAAGGACAUGGGAACUCAUUACUGCCUAUUUAAUGAGUGAAAACAUGCUUCAGAUACACCCUCUGAACAGGGCCCAAAUAAUAAACGACGCCUUUGCCUUGGCUAAUACAAGCCUUUUGAAUUAUUCAACAUUCCUAAAUCUUACAAGAUACCUCAAAAACGAAUUACAUUAUACUCCAUUGUCCAACGGUCUUUCAUGGAUUGAUUUGCUAGUACAGUAUACUAUGGGAACGCCAGUUCAUGACACCCUCAAGGAAUACUACAAAUACAUUGUGGCCAAUGUUUACAAACAUGUUACAUCCAAAGAUUACCAAGCGAACAAUCUAAUUACCCAUGGGAUAAAAAUGUUGAUUAUUAAAUAUGGUUGUUCAUUCAACUUUCCACACUGCAAUAAUCAAACGAAAGAUAUUCUCAAUGCUAUCAUGAAUAAUGAGAUGGUUGAAAAGCAGUUAAAUCCAGAGCUGAGGAGUACCUUUUGGUGUACUGCAUCUACAAUUGGAGAUGAAAAGGUGUUCGAAUAUAUUAAACAUAAAUAUAUUGAAGAGGAACAAUGGUCACUUAAAGAAGAUUAUUUCAAUGCUUUGUUCUGUGUUACAAAAGAAGGCCUGGUGAAACGCUUGUUAAAUGACAUUUUAUAUGAAGCUGACUACUUAAAAGAAGAAAAAACCACAGAUAUGCUUAGUAAUAUUGUUUUUUCUGAUACUUCCUGCUAUACUAUUGAUUACUAUUAUGACAAUUUUGAUGAUAUUAAUUCACGUUUUGGAAAUAACUCUGUAGUAAAGGAACUCCAGAAACUUGUUACCACGAGUACAAUGAAGAAAAAUUGUAAAGACAAAUUGAAGAAGCUGUCUGUAGAAAAAUCCAUCGAUUUGGAGAAUAAUGGAACAAGAUCUUUGUAUGAAAAUUUGCAUGAAAAUUACAUUGCUGAAAUAAAAUCCUGGUUUGAGAGUGUUGAUAUCGAUUUUGGAAGUCCUUAUGAAGAGGAGGAUAAUAAUAUUGUAGACACAAAUAUAUUUAUUAAGGAUAAUACCAAUUUCUUCAAAACAAAAUAAGUUUUUGCAGGAAUGCUUUAUCUUUCAAAUUUCAAACACUGCUGCAUUUUUAAUAAUUAAGCAUUCUAUUAAUAAUAACUACUUUAUUAUAAUUUAAAAAUAAAUGCUUUACAAUUAAUGUAGUUUCUUUAAAUUGUACACUCAGCAGUAUCAGCAUUUGCAUUAUUCUGCUGUAUGAAAAUAGGCAGCUCUUCUAAAUAAUGUAAUUUUGAGGAAUCAAAAUAAAUGCUAAAACUUGUGACUAUAA